Hibiscus syriacus is the source of this 2425-nucleotide messenger RNA. Its product is annotated as anaphase-promoting complex subunit 4-like. Gene Ontology annotation, molecular function: protein binding. Bases 74 to 2380 code for a protein of 768 amino acids. NCBI's taxonomy places the organism in Eukaryota, Viridiplantae, Streptophyta, Magnoliopsida, Malvales, Malvaceae. Gene Ontology annotation, cellular component: anaphase-promoting complex; nuclear periphery. Gene Ontology annotation, biological process: positive regulation of mitotic metaphase/anaphase transition; anaphase-promoting complex-dependent catabolic process; protein K11-linked ubiquitination. The record is from RefSeq and is a predicted model, not a curated record. The transcript has 18 exons.
CUUCCUCGUAGCGAUUUUAAGCCCACUGGAGAAAAUUUAGUGGGAAAAGCUGUCUUAAGAUUCAUUUUAAGCGAUGGAAACCGAUGAAACGCCGCGCGUGCUUCCCUUUCAACUUCAAUUCGACAAACCAGUUGCCUCUCAGAUUAAAUUUGCGGAAUGGAAUCCGGAGAAAGAUUUACUGGCUAUGGUUACUGAGGACUCCAAGAUUUUGCUGCAUCGCUUCAACUGGCAAAGACUCUGGACAAUUUUUCCUGGAAGGUGCAUUACAUCCUUAUGUUGGCGUCCGGAUGGUAAAGCAAUAGCAGUCGGGCUCGAGGAUGGCACAAUUUCAUUGCAUGAUGUUGAAAAUGGAAAGUUGUUGAGAAGCUUAAAGUCUCAUAAUGUUGCUGUCGUGUCCCUUAAUUGGGAGGAGGACGGACAAGCGAUUAAAGAUGAUUCUGUUAACAGUUCAUCAUAUGAGGACCGCACAUCUUGUUUCUUCCCUCCUGCUCCAAGAGUUCCUCGGAUGCCUGGAUUGGCACCUGGAGAUACCGGCUUCAUGGAUGAUAGUGAAGAUUCAUUUCGUGAGCUUUCAAAUUCCUCAUACCAACGGUUUAACAUUUUAUGUAGCGGUGACAAAGAUGGAAGCAUAUGCUUUAGUAUAUUUGGAAUAUUUCAUAUAGGGAAAAUAGGAAGCUACUUUUCUAUCUUGAAAGUUGCAUUGUCAAAAGACCUUCGUCAUCUGAUAGUAAUGUGUUCUGGAGAACUUAAUCAUGAUGGGGUUGAAUCAGCCGAGAGACAGCUGGGUAUGCAUGGUUUUCAUUGCUUACUGCUCGAUAGUUCCAUCUUUUGGAAGAGGAAAAGUGAACUCCGUCAAAUUGCCCAACAAGCUUCUAACAUUGAGGAUUUAAUUGAAGUUAUUCGCACAUCAUUAUCAGUAAUGUCUAAGCAGUGGAAAGAUGCCAUGCUCACUUUCCAUGAGAAGUUUGAUUCUCUAUCUAGGUUAAUAAUGGACCAUGGUAACAUUUUUUCUGCAUAUCCAUUUGUUGAUUUCUAUCACAUGCAUAUAGGGCUUGAUUCAUCACCCCAAGAGGAGUUUCUGAGCCUCCUAGGUGGUGCCCGGACUAGCCCGCCAGUUCAUCAGUUUCUAGUUAACUCUCUGGGUGAAUUGGGAGUUAAGCGUGUGUCAAUGGUCAUUUGUGGUGCUGGAAAAGAGCUGCAGCAUGUUGUCCUUGAUCAUCUUCAGCCUGCUGCAGAAAUUAUUUGCUUCAGGAUGGGAGAACUUAGAGGUCUUUCUAGAUGGCGCACUCGAUUUCAGGGUAUUGGCCUGGACGAGACUCUUAUCAAUAAUGCAACAGAAAAAUCUGGAAUAUUAUUAUCACAACUUGAGAGAUUUAUGAGGGUGCUUUCCUCUGUGGUACAGCAGUUUUCAAACUUCUUUAACUGGUUGCUGAAGUGCAUAAAGCUACUUAUGCAAGAGCCAAGUGAUCAACUUCUACCUUAUAUCAGCGAACUUGUUAUAUUCUUGAAGUUCUUAUAUGAUCAAGAUCCUGUCAGGCCCUUUCUGGAGCUGUCUGAAGCUGAUAUCGAAACUGAAAUGGAAACAGUGCAAAGAGUUAGAGAAUUGGUUCAUUUUGGAGGAUUUUCUGAUUGUGAAUAUCUGAGGAGGACAUUAGCUGAAGAAUUUAAACAGAUGGAGAUUAGUUUCAAGGAGGCUUUCCUGAUGCCUUUUACUACAAUUUCGAGGAAGAUGCUUUGCAAGGAUGUGCUACCACUGUUCGCUCUUCCAUAUUCACCUGCAUCUGUAUCUUUCACGGUCCCUAUGUCUGUAACCUACUACAAGGAUGCCUCCGCUGCUAUCUCGUCAUAUCAGACUCCUGAACAUGGGUUUAUUGAUUAUAUUUCUUUCCAAAUCCCUGGUGACUCUUCCUCAAAUAUCGCUAAUUGUAUAGGCAUAUCAAGAGGAUUCAUGCAUAGUUUGAGCAAUCGUAUUGAGGAAUCUGCAUCUUUGGAAGCUAUCUUACUGUCAGUUCCUGAUGGUUAUCACUGUGUAGAUCUAUCGUUAUAUAAGGAUGGUCAAAUUGUUUUGCUAUUGAACGAAACCACUGAUGCUUCUGAAAGCUCUGGAGAAUCUUGUAUGAUGAUCGUCCAAGCUAAUGAACUCCCAUUUCUGUCCAUUCCAAGAUCCAGUUGUGUAAACACCUGGAACCUAGAUCAGCUAAAGGACUCGGUUAUGCACCUACAACCGGAGAAUGAAAAGGUUCGGAAUAUCCCACACUCUGUAGUUGCUCCUCUGGCGGUUAGCGCAUCAAGAGGUGUAGCUUGUGUUUUUGCUGCAAGGAAGCGUGCCUUGGUCUACAUAAUGGAUGAAGAUGAAGAUGAUGUUUCAGAUACUGAAUGACUGAUCCCUCCCUAACUGUUGUAUUCUUUGUUAAACUAUAUUAUG